AUGGACGUUCGACCGUACCAGGGUGGAAGAUUUGAGGUAUACGUCACAAUUUUGACUUAUCUGAGCUUCAAAAUUUUUGACUAAUCCAUUCUGGAAACCUUACAACUCAACUAUUUUCAGAAAAUCGGAAGCGAAGAAGCCCACACAAUCGAAACUUUCGAACGUAGAAUUCACGGAACACCUCAUAGCGAGGUAUGCUUAAAAAAGAUUGAGACACGGACAUGUUAAUUUUUUCUAGCCAAAACGACAAGUUUCCUCGAAACAGUACACCGAACGAAGAACGUAUGGGCGUGAUGAGAACGGCGAAAUUGUGGUGAAGAUUGAGAAAAAUGUCAGUUGGUUCCUCAUAAAACUACAUGCAUAAAAUUAGAGAAGGGAAGAAAAGUAAGCAAUGUUCGUGUCGGGAAUUCCAUUUUUUUUUUGAAGCAGGUGCUCUCCCCUACCACCUGAUUCCUUCUAUGACUCUUUUUUACGUAUUCUUUUCUACGCAUGCUGUCAAUCAGCUCAAUUUUACUGGCCAUAGCGAAGAAUAAACGCUUUCUAGUGUCUUCACGACGUCAAGAAUGACAAAGUCAUCAAAAUCCUCCCGAAAUACAUAGCUCGUAUUAUUUGAGCUGAUUUUUUCUUUUUUCCUCUUUUUUUUCUCUGCGGAUAGAAGAAAACUGGUUGAAUUAUAACGGGGGUGAAUUGGAAUGAGGAAAAAAUCAACUUUCUUACUAUGUACAAUGUUUGCUUAUGCGAGAACGGAAGAGUCAGCAUUUUUUUUCUUUGUUUAUGAAUGGAUUAGACAACACUGCUUGGGCCAAAACGUGCAAUUUUCCUGCCCUUCGGGGGUGGGUCCAAAAAUUCACAAAAAUUUGCCGAUCAGAAAUCUUGCAAGUCUGUCUUGAAGAAGCGAAUGGAAAAACGAUCCAGCAAAAAAAGUUAAUUUCAGCCGGCGGAGCCAGUGCGUCCGGCAUCUCCAGUCCGACCUGUCACUCCAGUUGGCGGCGAAAAUUCGUUGAGUCGGCACUUGUUGCAAGUAAGUACAUGCUAGAGUCUACUUCUUCUUCUUUUUCCCACUUUAAUUGGACGUGCCGCACUUACACACGUCCCAAACCGCAAAACUCGCAAGUUUCGAGGUCAGAUGAAGACUCUGCAUUUGAUUUUUGAACUAUAAAUUUAAUUGGAGUGAUGUUUGAAGCCCAUCCAGCCUCUUCAUAUCCCACGCAUCGACAUCCAACCUGCCAACUCUUCGCGCCAUGCGUCACCGAGAAAACUGCAUUAUGGUAAGAGGGAAGUAAGCCGGGGAUAGAAUUAUUAUGAAAUUUGUAAAUUGAAUUGAAUAGGCAAUAGCUUUUGGUACGAAAAAUGAAAAAUUCGCAUCAAAUGAAGAACAAUAGAGGGGGGGGGGGAGGACAAGGGCAUUUGACGGGAGCGAGCACGAAAAUAGCGUGACAUCAUGAAACAAAGUAUACACUUGAAGAGAAAAUGAACGCGGAUCUAGGAUGUAUCUGGUUUGCACAAAACCAAUUUGUUCCGGAUGACAGACUCUUCGGCGAAGACGUCUGCGUCAAGUGAAGUUUAAUAAACUGUUAGAGCGACGUCAUUACUCAUCUCAUUGGUGUGCAAACGUGACGAGAUGACUUUUAGACGGAGUUCCAAGAACGACAGCAAAGUCAAAUGAGAUCUUUUCAAGAAAGUUGCAGAUGAGGUCUCGCCACGAUCCGGGUCUAUCAACAUGUUAUCGCCGAGAUCUGGACACUCUGCCUCGUCGAGAUCUGGAGCCGGGUCGAGAAACAGUAAUGUAUCGGUGAACUCUGCGAAUCUUCCACUAAAGAAGGUUGGUGUCUGGCAACAAUUUGAUUUAAAAAGUAUUCGCCGUUUCAUCAAUCAAUUCCAAAAUGAACAUUUUCAUUUCGAUUAGUGAUAUUGCAGGUAACCAAGAAAUCCCGAUUUGUUUCAAUCCACGACGGUCGGCCAGUCUCUCCUUACCGCGAAUCGGUCUCCUAUGAAGUGGCCAUUCCGAUACAGCCUGACAGAUAUUCUAGGUAUUUCAUUCAUGAUUCAUAAUACUUGAAAUUGAAACAAUUUCAGCGCUUCCGCUCGUUCCUACACCAGCUCCCCACACGUUUCGCGCCGACCCAGCGAAUGCGCGUAUCUGAUGGAAAACCCGCUCUACCAGGAUUGA
Caenorhabditis sp. 36 PRJEB53466 is the source of this 2170-nucleotide messenger RNA. NCBI's taxonomy places the organism in Eukaryota, Metazoa, Nematoda, Chromadorea, Rhabditida, Rhabditidae. The record is from the annotation of a GenBank genome assembly.